Molecule: messenger RNA, 1192 nt
Organism: Theobroma cacao (cacao)
Lineage: Eukaryota; Viridiplantae; Streptophyta; Magnoliopsida; Malvales; Malvaceae
Gene: SLY2
Product: F-box family protein
Biological process (GO): gibberellic acid mediated signaling pathway; regulation of gibberellic acid mediated signaling pathway
Cellular component (GO): SCF ubiquitin ligase complex
Molecular function (GO): protein binding
Source: RefSeq, a predicted model, not a curated record
AAGGCAUAGCAUCGGUUCCAGUUCUUUGCCUUGGCUCUUUUCCCUUGGCCCCUUCUCCUCUUCUCUCGAUACCCCACCUCCCUCCCUCUCUCUCUCUCUCUCUCUCUCGCUCUCGUUAACCCAAAAUUUUGGCUCCCUCCAACUCAUGCACACUGUAAAUUAUGUUCUUUUUUUUGACAUGCAGAUAAAAUUCUUACCACACCCCUGUUGCAAAAAUGAAGAAAAAGAAAACUGUAUCUAAAUUUCUCAAGAACCCAGAACCAAAAAAAAAAAAAUGAAAGGAAAAAUUCUCUCUCUUUCCCUGUCUUCAAGUCUGUCUCUGUGUCUCUUUCCCUAAUGCAAACACCCUCUCUUUUUCUAUCCCUCCCUCUCUCUCUCUCUCUCUCAAAAGUCAAAUCCCUUAAACCUUACGUUACACCUAUAACACUUCUCCUAUAUAUAUAACCCACCAUUUUGUUUUUCCUUUUAAUUUCUCUUAACGCUACCUCUUCUUCUAUUUCUUCUUUCUUCUUCUGUCUCUCUUUUCUUUAACAAUGGUGCAACAUCACCACCGCAACCGCCACCGCCAAGACCAAGAGACAGUCGAAGAGAACAAGGAAAAAAGACCCAAGUUCUUCAUCAACGACCACGUCGACAUCCUCGUAGAGAUCCUCAAACGCCUCGACGGCCGUUCCCUGGGCGUCGCCGCCUGCGUUUGCCCCCUCUGGUGCACCAUUGCUCGUAACGACUCCCUCUGGGAAGACCUCUGCUUUCGCCAUGUGUCUCCUCCACCUUCCAGCGUGCGUUCCGUCGUCGUUGCCCUGGGUGGCUACAAACGCCUCUACAUGGCUUGCGUGAGACCAGUGCUGAGCCGACUCGGACGAGUGAGGAGGGCGUCUUGGACUCGCGACGAGGUCCAGCUCUCGUUGUCCUUGUUUUGCGUUGAUUGCUACGAAAGGCUUGGUGGAAGUAAUAGUAGUAAUGGGAGGCUCGUCGGGGAAUUGUCACCGUCGUCUCUAAUGUUCCUUUGCAAGCCCGUGAAUGUUUGAUUGAUGGUUGUCUUUUGCAAUUUAGUAUACCUUAAAAAUGAAAAAUGAUGAUAAAAAUUCUUUACAACUUUUUUUAUUAUUAUUUUUAUAUUUUUUUUGUUGUUAUAAUUAUUUGUGAAAAUGUUACUAGCUUUGUCAUUAAUGAAAACGUUCUUGUUCAUUUA